AUGAUUUCCAUCAAAGCUGUGAAGGAUUGCAAUGCCGCACACAUCAAAUCUCAACUACUGGUAUCCGUCAUCACCGGCGGGGCCUCUGGGAUCGGAGAACACUCCAUCCGGACCCUCGCUGACAUCCACGACAAAGAAGGAAAAGGUCUUCGAAUAUAUCUCGUAGGCAGGGAGGGAGUCGCAGCCAAGCACACUAUCUCAGACUGUCUGGAAUUAUGUCCGAAAGGAGCCUUCCGAUUUGUGCAGGCAGGCGAUCUUGCUUUCUUGAAAGACGUUGAUUAUGUGUGUGCGGAUAUCACGACGGCAGAUGAGAUAGCAAGUUCACCUGGAGAGAGGCCAGGAAUCUACUUCCUAGUGAUGGGACAUGGAUAUCUUGCUUUUGAAGCUCGACAAGAGACAAGAGAAGGCCUCGAUGCCUUCUACUCUCUUUUGUACUAA
Molecule: messenger RNA, 438 nt
Organism: Hyaloscypha bicolor E
Lineage: Eukaryota; Fungi; Ascomycota; Leotiomycetes; Helotiales; Hyaloscyphaceae
Exons: 2
Coding region: 1-438 (145 amino acids)
Biological process (GO): secondary metabolic process
Source: RefSeq, a predicted model, not a curated record